AUUUCGUCGACGCUCAUCGCUGUCGGAUCCCUCUUUGCAGUCAGGGAGGAUUCCGGGGGGGGGCGAGCGCUCGAGCCAGCUGUGUGUCGAUCAGCUUGCCAGCGUGGUGUCCAGGCUGCGCGCGAGUCGAAGAGCCAAACAACAUUGCACUCGGCCACGAUUCGCAUUGCUCACAGCUCGUUUGAUAGCAUUGCAAUUGGCACGGCUGCGAGCUCUAGUUAAGCACAGCUUAAGCACAAGAUGGCCAAGCUGCUGCUCGUGCUGGCCGCACUCGGCCAUGCGCUGGUGCCCACCGCCGUGACGCGCCACCCAACAAAACUCCACUCAACAAAGCAGGAUAAUGUGGUAGAGACCGCCGGGCGGGCCGGCCUCAUGUCCGCCGCGACAGUCGCGGCGGCCGCCGUGAACCAGGCCGUCUCGAUGACGACGCUCGACGCGCCGGACGUCGGCCGCAGCUACGUGGCAUUGAGGGAUGACAAGGACGGCGCCACCGACGCCGAGACCGGUUUGCCUUUGAGCUACGACAAGGACCGCAUCCAGCAGUACUGGCUGAAGCAGGGUUCCGCCCUCCAGCAGCGCUGGGGCGAGUUCCUCCGCCUGAGCGUGCCCUUUCUGUUAAAAACGGCGACGUUACUGGUCCAGGGCGGCGUCGAUGCCCUACAGGAAAAUGAUGCGGAGCUCGCCCGAGAUGCACGGGUCAUCUGCGAGCAGCUGGGACCGACCUUCAUCAAAUUGGCCCAGACCUUGAGUGUGCGGCCCGACGUCCUGCCGCCUUCAGCAUUAGCGGAGCUGGCCGUCUUGCAGGACUCCGUCGUGCCCUUUGAAACGGACGUGGCCAUCGACAUCAUCGAGAAGGAGCUCGGCGGGCCGCUGGGUACUUUCUUCGCUUCCAUUUCCGAAGAACCGGUCGCGGCGGCGUCGUUGGCGCAAGUCUACAAAGCAGAACUAGAUGAUGGACGUUCCGUGGCCGUAAAAGUGCAAAGGCCCCAAAUACUGGAGCAGGUCUCCAAAGAUUUAUAUGUUUUGCGGAGGGCGGCGGAGGUCUACCAGCGACUGAUUGAUAGGUUUGCGCCCCAACAAAAGACGAAUUACGUUGAUUUGUUAAAUGAGUGGGCCGUCGGCUUCUACACGGAAUUAGAUUUUCGGUCGGAGAUCGACAACCUGAAUUCCAUAAGGGACGUGCUCGUCGAAGGGGCGCACGAGGACGCGUCGACAACUGUACAAGGCGUCUACGUGCCCUACGCGCUGGAAGAAUUAUGCACGGCGCGCGUCGCCGUCACGGAGUGGAUCGACGGCGUCAAGCUCUCUACCUGCGAACCGCACGAAAUCAAGCGCCUGACGCCCGUCGCGCAGGAGGCGUUUUUAGUCCAAUUGCUCGAGGCAGGGAUAUUCCACGCGGACCCCCACCCUGGAAACCUGUUCCGGAAGGACGACGGCCAGCUCGCCAUCUUGGAUUUCGGGUUAGUUGCUCGGGUACGCAGCGAGGACCAGGACACGAUGAUCAAUGCCAUCGUCCACCUGGCCAAUAAAGAUUUCCCGUCAUUGGUGGAUGAUUUCAUCGACCUCGAGAUCCUGCCGAGGGAUACGAGUCGGGGGACCGUCGUGCCGUUGAUGGAUAAGGCCCUGUCGCCGUACAUUGCGGGAGGCGGGGCCAAGAAAUUUGAAGAAAGAGUCCGGGCGUCCUACGGCAUCGACGCCGACGCCGAUCUAGGGAAAGCGGUCGGCGGCUUCCAGGCCAUGACGCAGGACGCGCUCACGGUGCUGAACGACGUCCCGUUCUCGAUCCCGCCGUACUUCGCUCUGCUUGGCCGAGCUUUUGUGACCCUCGAAGGCAUCGCUUUACAAGGCGAUCCCGACUACGCCAUCAUCCAGGCGGCCUACCCCUUCGUCUCGCGCAAAUUGCUGUCCUCGGACCGGCCCGCGGCGCGGCGUGCGCUCCAGGAGGCGCUCUACGCCGGGGCCGGCCGCGACGACGGCUCGCGGCGCGCCCUCAGCCCGCGGCGGCUCGCGUCGCUCGUCUCGUCGGCCCUGGACGAGACGGGCGAGGACACGAUUGUCAAGGGCGGGUCGAUCGACUUCGACGCCAUCGGGGAAGAUGCCAACUCUACUACCCUGGCGAAGUACGUAUUGAGCGACCGCGGGAGUGCGAUCCGGGACUUCUGCGAGGACGAGGCCGUUGUGGUGGCGGACGCGCUGGGGAGGCAGGCCGCGCGGCGCUUGUUCGACCGCGCGGCGAGCGCGCCCGGCGUGGCGCUCAGGCGCCUGCCCUUCGUCGGUGCGCGCCUCGAGAAGGCGCUGCCGGACCCGGCGACGACGCCGGCGCCGUUGCUGUUGCCCGGGGACGGCGCGCCGGCCUUCCUCUUCGCGUCGCCGCGCGAAGUGCUCGACGCCGUCGCGCCUCCAUUAGACCGCGACGACGAGCUCUACGCCCUGGACGUGACGAAAUUACUCGAAGAUGCGGCGCCGGACGACGAGGCGCGCGCCACCCUCGAGACGCUGCUGGGCGGUGGGAGCGGCGCCGCCGGUCCUGUCGCCGCCGCGCGGACGCUCCUGGACAUCGCUACCUCCGCGUCGAAGAUCUCGGACGACCGGCGCUUCGACGCGCUGCUCGACUCGGCGGCGGCGGCGCUCGGGCGACGGGACGCGCACGCCGAGUCGCUCCUGCACGUCGCGUCGGAGCUCGACGACGCGGAGAAAGCGGCGCUGCGCGACAGCGCGGGCCGCGUCGCGGCGCGCCUGGCGGAGCGCGUCCGGGGGCGGCUCGAGCCGCUGCUGCUGGCGUAA
Molecule: messenger RNA, 2784 nt
Organism: Pelagomonas calceolata
Lineage: Eukaryota; Pelagophyceae; Pelagomonadales; Pelagomonadaceae
Source: the annotation of a GenBank genome assembly